AUGGAUGCCGCACGAAAACGAAAGAAUGCUGAAUAUAAUAAAGCUUAUCGUCAAAAAGACUAUGAAGCUAAAAAGGAGAAGGAUAGAUUGCGGAAGAAAAAGAAAAGAGAUUUCAUAAAAGUUAACGAUCCCGAGAAAUAUGAUGAAGUGAAGAAGGCCGAAAAAAAAAGAAAAAAAAAGUGUUGGGAACGCAAGAAGGCCGAGAAUAGCAACGUAGCUUCGAGUCAGUCAUCCUUUCUAACUGCACAAGCAAGAGUAAAUCGUAUCAAUUUUCAAGUGAAUUUACUCCCUAAAGAUGAAGCUAUGAGAAAGGAAAUAUUUCUCGGAAUGGGUAAAAAACUUGGUUUCAAUGUUGAACCUUUACCUCAAGCGAAAUCAAGUAAAGGUUUGUAUCCAACUGUAGAUCAAUUGAGACCAAAACGUUUUGUCAAACUCAGAACCAAAACUCCACGCAACACAUGUGUUUGCUCCAUCCAUGCAAAUAUGAAAUUUGCGCUGAAAGCGUUAGCUCGUGCCGAUCCAACAUACAAAGAUGUAGUUAUUGGAUCUGACAUGAGCAAAAAUUUUAUUUGCGUUGGCGAUAAGGAAACAUGUUUUUCCAACAAAUGUUACAAAUGUAAACAUUCACCAGCGUUCUUCGAGAAGUUCCAGGAAAACGCAGAGAACGCCACAAAAUCGGUGAAAUGGGAGCAAUGGCAAAAAGCACCUGAUGGAGGAAUAUUCUCACAAGUAGAAAAAUUUACGAAGACUGGCACCGAAUCUGAUCUGAUCAAGCACAUCAAAGAAAUGAAGGUCAAAUUUUUACUUCAUGUGCUUGUUAAGCGAAAUCAGGCAGAUUGCUUGGAGUUAUAUUGCCUGCAAGCAAAAUCUAAGAACGCAACAACAGCCGUUCUUCAAGUGGAUUGGGCUCGAAACUACAGAUGCUUCCUCCAGGACUCGACGCAAGCGAUCUAUUCGAACAAGAAGGAAGUUUCAAUUUUUACAGCAAUGAUGUGGCAUCGUGGAGAGAAAUCAAUGGCUGUCGCUUUGGAUUCGGGUGACCACUCGAAGAAGACGGUUGUUCCAUGCCUCGACAAAUUAUUCAAAGAGAUCCCCACUACAGCCUCAACUGUCCACAUCUUCUCGGAUAAUAGUCCAAGCCAAUUUAAAAAUAAGUACACCAUGGCUUUAAUUCCAGCAUUGCAGAAGGAACAUGGAAAAAAGAUCAUUUGGCAUUAUCUUGCUGCACAGCAUGGCAAAGGCGCUACCGAUGGAAUUGGUGGAGGCCUUAAGCUUGCUGCUACCAAUAAAUCCAAGGGAGGUGAAACUAUUUUAGAUGCUGAAGCUUUUGUUGCAGCCAUCUCCCCGCAUUCAAAAGUCGCCCUGAAGCUGAUCACCGACGACGAGAUCAAGAAAAUAAAUGCAGAUAUUGGAUUGGAGUAUAUUUGCAGUAACAAUCCAUUGAAAAUAAAAAAUAUUUUAAAAUAUCACUGCUUCAAAGUCGACUUUGAAAAAGUCGAAUAUCAAAAAUUAUCUUCUUUUGAUCAAGAAGAACAAGAUGAUUUAAUUCAUGAUGAAGAAGAAGAUGAUAUUUUGAUGGUUGAAAAAGAAGAAAACGUUUCUUUUAAAGAAGAAGAAGAAGAUGAUGAUGAUUCUGAAGGUGUUUUGGCAAAUAAUUUCCAUGACUACGGUCCAUGGAGCCAAUUCAAACACAAGCUAAGGACCCGCUUGGACCCGCUUCUCUUGGACCCGCUUCUCUUGGACCCGCUUCUCUUGGACCCGCUUCUCUUGGACCCGCUCAUUAUAAAAUAUUAA
Messenger RNA from Clunio marinus, 1794 nucleotides. Lineage: Eukaryota; Metazoa; Arthropoda; Insecta; Diptera; Chironomidae. The record is from the annotation of a GenBank genome assembly.